Vigna umbellata (rice bean) is the source of this 1953-nucleotide messenger RNA. Its product is annotated as Pectin lyase-like superfamily protein. Gene Ontology annotation, molecular function: polygalacturonase activity. The record is from RefSeq and is a predicted model, not a curated record. Lineage: Eukaryota; Viridiplantae; Streptophyta; Magnoliopsida; Fabales; Fabaceae. Gene Ontology annotation, biological process: carbohydrate metabolic process.
UGUGGAGGCAGUGAAAUUGUAAAAAAAGAAAAAUAGGGAGGAAGAAUCGAAGGAUCCAUGUGGAAGGUGAUGGUAACUUAGAUUUUGAAGAGAGUGUUGUUUCCGUAUCGUUGUCUUCGGACCCAGCUUCCAGUUCCACUCUGAGACCUUCCCUUUCAAUUCACUCCAAAUCAAAUUCAAUUUCAUCAUUCGAUCAGACCCUCCUUUUUUCUCCAAGCCAAUCCAUGAGUUUCCAUUGACCCACGUCUCCGUCACCUGCCAAAUCCAACCCCGCUUCGCAAAAUGGUGGAGACCUCCACGCUAGGGCGCUUCCACCACCAAAGGCUCGACCUUCGCCGCUGGCUCCCCGCCUUCCUCACCUCGCACAAAACCCUCUUCACCGUGCUCUGGAUCGCCGCCUUCGCCUCCCUUUUCCUCUGGCAGAGGAACAUUGUCGGCGGCUUCCUCGUCUUCGGCGCCCCUCCGGCCAGGCCCAUGCCCAAGCUCCGCCCCACCGCCUUCAAUUUGACGGAUUUCGGAGGUGUCGGUGAUGGCGUCACUAUCAACACCGAGGCCUUCGAGAGGGCGGUUUCUGCGAUUUCGAAGUUUGGGAAGAAAGGCGGUGCGCAGUUAAAUGUGCCUCCCGGACGCUGGCUUACGGCGCCGUUUAAUCUUACCAGCCAUAUGACUUUGUUUCUAGCUCAAGAUGCUGUUAUUCUCGGCAUUGAUGAUGAAAAAUAUUGGCCACUGAUGGCUCCAUUGCCUUCAUAUGGGUAUGGGAGGGAGCUUCCUGGUCCACGAUAUGGCAGUUUGAUUCAUGGUCAAAAUCUUAAAGAUGUUGUGAUAACAGGGCAUAACGGUACCAUAAAUGGCCAAGGACAAGCAUGGUGGCAAAAAUUUCGCCAGAAGCGUCUCAACCACACUAGGGGGCCACUUGUUCAGAUCAUGUGGUCUAGUGACAUUGUGAUCACUAACAUUACUUUGCGUGACUCUCCUUUCUGGACACUUCAUCCGUAUGACUGCAAAAACAUCACAAUAAAAGGUGUAACUAUACUGGCUCCAGUGUUUGAAGCUCCAAAUACUGAUGGCAUAGAUCCUGACUCUUGUAAGGACAUGUUGAUAGAGGACUGUUACAUAAGUGUGGGAGAUGAUGCAAUUGCAAUAAAAAGUGGCUGGGAUCAGUAUGGAAUUUCAUAUGGAAGGCCUUCCAUGAAUAUAAUAAUCCGAAACCUUGUUCUUCGCUCUAUGGUCAGUGCUGGCAUCUCAAUAGGCAGUGAGAUGUCUGGCGGAGUAUCCAAUAUCACGGUGGAGAAUGUUGUUGUAUGGGAUUCUAGACGUGGUGUGAGGAUCAAGACCGCCCCUGGACGAGGAGGAUACGUGCGCCAAAUAACUUAUCGGAAUCUGACAUUUGAGAAUGUCCGUGUUGGGAUUGUGAUGAAGACAGAUUACAAUGAACACCCUGAUGAUGGGUAUGAACCCACGGCACUCCCAAUUCUGACAGACAUAAGCUUUACCACGAUCCAUGGCCAUGGGGUUCGCGUGCCAGUACGUAUACACGGCAGUGAAGAAAUUCCUGUGAAAAAUGUGACUUUUCAGGACAUGUCAGUUGGUCUAACCUACAAGAAGAAGCAUAUCUUUCAGUGUGCUUUUGUUGAAGGCCGUGUAAUAGGGACCAUCUUUCCUGCUCCCUGUGAGAACCUUGAUCGGUACAAUGAGCAUGGACAUCUGUUUAAGCGUUCUUCGUCUCAGAAUGUCACAGAUAUAGAUUAUGAUUUUUGAGGUCUCAUCUUCAUUAAAUCUCGGCCUUGUUCCUUUUACGUAGGCCUCAAUUUAUGUCUGUAUUACAUGAUUUUUUAGGAGGUUGGAGAAGUCAAGUCCCACUUUUUUUCUUUUCUGAAGUGGAGUUGUAAAUACAGAAAAUUUUCAUAUGCUUACCUAAGUUUACUAGAUUAUACGAUUGCGUAGUCCUUUUGC